This is a messenger RNA of Austrofundulus limnaeus, 3017 nucleotides long. RefSeq names its product atrial natriuretic peptide receptor 2. The coding region runs from base 25 to 2592 and encodes 855 amino acids. Gene Ontology annotation, biological process: receptor guanylyl cyclase signaling pathway; cGMP biosynthetic process; protein phosphorylation. Lineage: Eukaryota; Metazoa; Chordata; Actinopteri; Cyprinodontiformes; Rivulidae. Gene Ontology annotation, molecular function: guanylate cyclase activity; protein kinase activity; ATP binding. Gene Ontology annotation, cellular component: plasma membrane. The record is from RefSeq and is a predicted model, not a curated record. The transcript is spliced from 23 exons.
UCCAUCACUGUCUCUGUCUGCAGCAUGAAGAACCUUCAGGUCUGGUUUCUGCUCGGGGUUCUGGUUCUGGUUCUGGCUCCUGGGUUCUGCUGGCACGACUUGGACAACAGCGAGUACGACUGCUGGCCCCUGGAGCGACCCAACGACUCCAACAUGAUGGACUGUGGAGGUCUGGAGAUGUCCUGGCUGCUUCGACCWCCAGAGCUGGUGAAGACCGGCGAGGUGUUCACCGUCGUCUACUCAGUGACGGCCCGGGACUCCUUCUACCACUGGGCUGUCCAGAACCGCAUCUUYUCCCAGAGCUCCAUAACAGACGCAGCGUCGGCUCGGAGGUUCUGCGAGCAUCACGAGUGUCCGUCCAGCUGGAAGGAUGCUAACGGAGAGAACUGCUGCAUCCAUCACGCCAACAUCCACUCCUGCCCGCUGGGAUACAUGACAACAGAGAGCAUCUGUGGACCCUGGAUCCCCGAUGAUGGAAAGAUCUUCACCCACACCAUCUCCACCUCGGGCAAGAUGAGCCAAACCAACUGGACCGCAAAGGUGGUUCUGUUCCAUCCGGGCCUAAACUCACUUAUCGCUCACAUACGAGUUGGCACCAUGCAGGCAGCACUGGAGUCAAAGAGCACGGUUCUACCUGCUGUAGUUUGUGGCAAUAAAAUCUGUGAGGAAGGUGAGUUUUGCUCCACGUGUCCGGCCGACUGCGGCGAAUGUCCCAUGAGUGCCACAACCAAGGUGGCCAUCGGCUUACCGCUCAGCCUGCUCUGCCUGUCCUUCAUACUGACCGCCGUGUGGCUGAGAUACCAGAAAGAAAAGCUGCUGUGGGACGAGAGCUGGGUYAUUGAUUUCUCAGCCAUUAAACAAGACCAGGACCAUUUGACCAUGGGAAGUAUCAUUAGUGUACCUGUUGGACACAGCGACAGUAACACCAGCUGUUUGACCGCGCUCGGCUCCUGUACCGGCCAAACAGGAACCAGGAAGGGCCCGUUCACCUGCACUGGGAUUUACGACGGCAGAACGGUGGCCAUCAAAAAGAUCCAAACAAAGACCUUCUCUCUGUCCAAAACCAUCAGACAGGAAGUCACACAAGUCAGGGAGCUCGAUCAUCCAAACCUUUGCAAGUUCAUUGGUGGUUGUACCGAGGUGCCAAACGUUGCCAUUGUAACAGAGUAUUGCCCGAAGGGAAGCCUUAAUGACGUCCUUCUUAACGAGGAGAUCCCUCUCAACUGGGGCUUCAGGUUUUCCUUCGCCGCUGACAUUGCCAGAGGAAUGUCGUACCUCCACCAACACAAGAUCUGCCAUGGUCGACUCAAGUCUCCAAACUGUGUGUUAGACGACCGCUGGGUCUGCAAAAUAACAGACUAUGGACUGAGGACAUUUCGCAGGGAUGAUGGGGCGGAGCCUCUGUCCUCCUAUCAGAGGAGGCUCAUUGAGGUCUACAUGCCACCUGAGUUUCAGAACUCCAACAUGGARCCGACGCUGGCUGGAGACGUGUUCUGUUAUUCCAUUAUCCUCCUGGAGAUAGCCACUCGCAACGACCCUGUUCCAGCAGAGGAGUCUAACCUGGAGUGUGCGUGGUGUCCUCCUCUUCCUGAGCUGAUCUCCAGUAAAGCUGACAACACCUGUCCCUGUCCUGCGGACUACGCUGACCUGAUUCGUCGAUGUCGCUCUCAUAACCCCGCCCACCGGCCCACCUUUGACCAGAUCAAGAAGUUUGUUCACCGCAUCAACCCCAUCAAAGGCAGCCCGGUGGACAUGAUGAUGAACCUGAUGGAGAAGUACAGUAARCAUCUGGAGGUUCUGGUGGCUGAGAGGACUCAGGAUCUGAUGCUGGAGAAACAGAAGACUGACCGGCUGCUUUACAGUAUGCUUCCUAAACAGGUGGCUGAUGACCUUCGUCAGGGCAAACCUCUGCAGGCUCAGAGCUACGUCAGCGCCACCGUCUUCUUCAGUGACAUCGUGGGUUUCACGCAGCUGUCCAGCAGCAGCACUCCCUAUCAGGUGGUGGACUUCCUCAACAAGCUCUACACCACCUUCGAUGACAUCAUCGACAACCACGACGUCUACAAGGUGGAGACCAUCGGAGACGCCUACAUGGUGGUUUCAGGCGUUCCCAAGGAGAACGGGAUCCUCCACGCCUCAGAGAUCGCCAGCAUGGCUCUGGACCUGGUCGGGGUCUGUCGCACCUUCAGGAUCCCCCACAAACCCAACACGCAGCUGCAGAUCCGAGCGGGGAUCCACUCCGGUCCGGUCGUAGCCGGAGUGGUCGGGACCAAGAUGCCUCGGUACUGUCUGUUUGGAGACACGGUCAACACGGCGUCCAGGAUGGAGUCCAACAGCCUCGCCCUGAAGAUCCAGUGCAGCUCCAGCACCUUCUACCUGCUGGAGGAGAUCGGGGGGUACAGCUUGGAGUGCAGAGGAACGCUGCAGGUCAAGGGCAAAGGAGACAUGGUGACCUACUGGCUGGAGGGGAAGAAGAUGGCGGCGCCCYCCAGCCUCGACACCAAGGGAACCAAACCUGUCGCCAUGGAGACAGAGACGUACUCACCGGUGCCGGGCUUCGUGAGCGAGGACCUGCUGAUGGACCCGGCCUGAUCCAGAACUCCUCCUGGUCCAGAACUCCUCCUGCUCUUCAGGAGCCGUCAGUGUUUGUUGUAAAAAAACAAGUUCAGUGUCUCAGAAAUCAGUCUUAUUUAUCUGUUUGUUAAACAUCAGUUAUCCUGAAACAGUUUAUUCGUUGUUUGAAUAAAUAGUUAUAUAGAAUAUUUUAUAUGUUUGUUACACAUUAAUAAUCCUGAAACAGUUUAUUCUUUGUUUAAAUAUUUACUAAUUAGAAUAAAUGUUAUAAACAGUAAAUUCAGUGAUGAAGCGUUUUGUGUAACUUUGUUAUUUUUAAGUAAAUAAAUUAAUUCAGGACUGAACCCGUCCUUUUCUGUCCUAAAGAAACCAGAUCCUGGUGGUCCUGAACCAGCUGGAUCCAGGUUUGGUUUUAGUUGAUUAAUAAAUGAUGACUCAGCAGA